AUGGGUAAUCUGCCGGAGUCUCCAGUAACUGAAUCUCGACCAUUUACAAACGUCGGCGUCGAUUGCUGUGGGCUAUUUUACAUCAAGGAGAAACGAGAGCGUAACCGUCGACAGGACAAGGUAUAUGUAGCCAUCUUCAUAUGCCUAGCAGUCAAGGCGGUGCACAUCGAACUCGUUGGCGAUCUCACGAGCGAAGCCUUCAUUGCCGCUCUUCGUCGAUUCAUUGCACGGCGAGGGUUCUGUUCGGCCCUCCAUUCCGAUAAUGGCUCAAAUUUCAUCGGCGCAAACAACGACUUAAGGGAGCUCUACGAAUUGCUAAAAUCGGACGAUCACAUCGAAAAGGUAAUUACUUUCCUAACCAACAAGCAAAUCGAAUGGCACUUCAUACCUCCUCAUUCUCCACAUUUCGGGGGACUAUGGGAGGCAGCGGUGAAGUCCUCCAAACAUCACUUCAGAUGCAUCGUCGGUAAUGAGUCGUUUACGUUCGAGCAAUUCAAUACACUUGUCAUAGAAAUCGAAGCAGUUCUCAACUCCCGACCAUUAACACCCAUAUCCACUGAUCCCAAGGACCUCCUCGUCCUCACUCCGGGUCAUUUCCUCAUCGGCGAGUCAUUAAUGAGUGUGCGUGAGCGAGAUUUCAGGGACACUUCAUCCUACCGGCUCUCCAGAUGGCAGCAUAUCCAAAAACAUAAACAACAUUUUUGGAAACGCUGGCAUAAGGAGUACCUCAAUCAAUUGAACAACCACAGUAAAUGGACCAAGGGUGGACACAACAUACAAGAAGAUACAAUCGUCCUCCUCAGAGAAGACAACGUUCCAUCGAUGCAUUGGCCCUUGGGCCGUGUAGUCAAGGUCUAUCCCGAAGCCGGUGGCAUAAUACGGACAGCGACUGUGCAGACAUCAUCGAGCCUCCUGGACCGCGGCGUCAAACGACUGGUCCCCCUGCCAUGUCAAUCAGUUCAAGAUGAGUCCGGACAAUCACUGGCAUCGAAGGAGGUGGAUCACACACCCACAUAUAGAACUUGA
Bombus impatiens (common eastern bumble bee) is the source of this 1026-nucleotide messenger RNA. RefSeq lists its product as uncharacterized. Gene Ontology annotation, molecular function: nucleic acid binding. The record is from RefSeq and is a predicted model, not a curated record. The transcript has a single exon. Lineage: Eukaryota; Metazoa; Arthropoda; Insecta; Hymenoptera; Apidae. Gene Ontology annotation, biological process: DNA integration. The coding region runs from base 1 to 1026 and encodes 341 amino acids.